AUGCUCAAAAUGGCUGCUCAAGGCUGGUGGGACGAGCUGAAAACAAAUGGUGUUGGUCCGUCCAAUACGUUAACUGAAGAAUUGUGGGACAGACCCAAUAAACAAAUUGGUCACUAUACACAAAUGGCUUGGGAAACAAGCUAUAAACUUGGGUGUGGUGUAGUAAAUUGCGCGAGUAUGACAUUGGUUGUCUGCCAGUAUGGACCGGCCGGUAACUACUUCAACGAACCUAUCUACACUAUUGGUGAUCCAUGCACAUCUAACGCCGGAUGUCCAUCAGGAAAUACCUGCAGCGUAUCUGAAGGGCUGUGCGUCGUACCCUGA
Strongylus vulgaris is the source of this 324-nucleotide messenger RNA. NCBI's taxonomy places the organism in Eukaryota, Metazoa, Nematoda, Chromadorea, Rhabditida, Strongylidae. The record is from the annotation of a GenBank genome assembly.